UGGCUAAAGAUAAAGGAUUUUUAAAUGUGAGGAUUUCAGCAGUACUUUAAUUUACAUUUGGACUUAAUUUGUGUUUUGGUUUAUACUUAGAACGUAUCUUUAAAUUUAAAUGUGAAACAUUCAGCAUGCAGAACAUUUGAGUAUACCGCUUUGCAUUAUGGCUUAUCAAAGUAUACUCUUUCGGUUGCACUUUUCAACUUUGAGCAACAUUGUUGCCGGACUUCCAUUUUUCGCAACCUUAUUUUGUGUUAUCUGGUCGGUGUUAUUCAAUUUCAAGGAAUCUACCGCAACACAUUGCCGGGUAGCCAACUACCUACCGUCCAUAAGUGCAGCAAUUGGUGGAUACAUUCCUCAGAGAAAUGUAUGGAGAAUCUGUAUUGCCCUUCACGCUUUUCCACGAUUCCUCAUAGCUUGUGCAUAUUACCGCUACCAUAUGCGAUUUGUAGUAGAAUCCUGGAGCAAUAUUUAUACCAUUUUAGCUGGACUAUGUACUUUAUUACAUACUGUGGAGAAUUUUGCUCUUGUCAUUCUAACGUAUAUAUCCUCCCUCGACGAUAAAGAGAUUCAUGAAAACAUGUUUGUAUUAUUUAUGGUCACAUCUGAGAUCUACAUGUUGUUGACAUGUUUUCUGUACCGAUGGGGCCAUUCAGGCAAAGGACGGGAUAUGACUCCUAAAGAAACUAAAUCCUACCAUUAUAAAAUUGCCUUAUUUAUCUUCAAUCUCUCCAUUUUCCUGAUGGCAGUUUACAUGUACUUCAGGCAUAACUGGUAUUGCGAGAGUGGAGUAUACACUGGAUUCGCCGCCUGUGAAUAUUUGGUGGUAUUUUCAAACAUUGCUUUUCAUUACACUGCCAAGUUAGACUUUCACGACCAAGUCAUGACUCUGGGAGGAGAAUCUCAUCGAACUUCAAAGGCAGCUUAACAGAUAUUU
Saccostrea cuccullata (small rock oyster) is the source of this 931-nucleotide messenger RNA. RefSeq names its product post-GPI attachment to proteins factor 2-like. The transcript has 5 exons. The coding region runs from base 158 to 922 and encodes 254 amino acids. The record is from RefSeq and is a predicted model, not a curated record. Gene Ontology annotation, biological process: GPI anchor biosynthetic process. Gene Ontology annotation, cellular component: Golgi membrane; endoplasmic reticulum membrane. NCBI's taxonomy places the organism in Eukaryota, Metazoa, Mollusca, Bivalvia, Ostreida, Ostreidae.